Messenger RNA from Colletotrichum aenigma, 720 nucleotides. RefSeq lists its product as uncharacterized. Gene Ontology annotation, molecular function: nucleic acid binding. The record is from RefSeq and is a predicted model, not a curated record. Bases 1 to 720 code for a protein of 239 amino acids. NCBI's taxonomy places the organism in Eukaryota, Fungi, Ascomycota, Sordariomycetes, Glomerellales, Glomerellaceae. The transcript has a single exon.
AUGGCGGCGCAGAUGCAGAGGCCAGACGAUGUUGACGAAGAAUACGAUGAAGACUACGAUGUGCCGCUCCACCACAAAAAGCCGUUUGGCGCAGGCAUCCCGCGGAAGCCUAUCCAGUUCGUCAAGGCUUCAGACCCGACACUAAGUACGACCAAACCAGAGAAGACAACAAAAUCGGGCUCAUCAAUAGGUGACUUCUAUCUCAGCCUGGUUCUUCCCAAGAAGUCCGAGGAAACUCCAGUACCGGAGGCGCAUGUAUGCGCCGUGUGCGAUCUGCCCCUCGAAGAGGAAGCCGUGAAGCAACUAAGUAAGGAAGCGAACGGCAAAAAAGAUGCCACCGCAAGGCAGAAACACGAAGCAUCCAUCGCUCAUCAAGUAUGCCUGACACACUCACAUCCACCGUCGGCACUGGACCGCACGCGCAUGGGCUUGACGUACCUCUCAUCGCACGGCUGGGAUCCAGAUUCACGGAAGGGCCUGGGUGCGGCGGGACAGGGUAGGCAAUACCCUAUCAAGACUAAGCAGAAGGAAGACAAGUACGGUCUUGGAUUAGAGAUUCCGAAGACGUUGGCGGGUAGAAUCGAGAAAAAGAAGCCCCAGACGCUGGAUGCGAAGCAAUGUCGGAAGAAGGCAGACGAGGACAAGAAGAAAUCUGAGAAGUUGAGGCAGAUGUUUUAUGGAAGCGAAGAUAUGGAUCGAUAUCUUGGAACUGGUCGAUGA